GUGUUGUGGGCUGGAAGAAGAGUGCACACAAGACUACAUAAUUGAGGUGAGGUCAAAGUUUGAAGGGAAAUGGCUGUGUGGGCUUUGCUCAACAGGGUGCAGGUGGUGAUGGGGAAGAAGAAGAAGAAGACGAAGAACAUGGCGGCGGCGGAGUUCGGUUUGCCCGACGCCGUGCGGGCCCACAUGUCCUUUUGCGGCAAAUCCAACAAGUCCAACCCCGCCUUCCGCGUCGCCGACGGGAUGAGGCAAAUGUUGCGGCGGAGAUCCGCCGCCGCCGCUUCUCCGCCAUCGUCUUUGCCCGCGUCCCCCUCUUCUUCUUCUUCUAAGAAGCUGCUCUCGAGAUCGGCUUCUACCGUCUCCUUUUACUAGCUUCUCUCGGAGUAGGAGAAGCCGAUCGAAGAGAGAGCUAGGUAUAAAAGUAACGUGCUACAGUCACACCAGGUUUGACAUUAAAAUUUAACACCAUGUGUUUCAGAGACAGUUAUUGUCUGAAUAUGUAAUGUUUAUGAAACACAUGGUAUAUCAAACUUUAAUUUCAAACUUGGUAAUAGUUAAGCUAAUACGGAGUAAUUAAGGAAUAAUCAGUGUUCUAAAAAAAUGAGGAUGGAAGAGCAGUACUAAUAAUUAAUGGAUUAGAGCAAUGGGUAGGGGUGACUAAUUGCUGUAAUUGGGUUUAGUAAGGAAUUUUUAGAACAUUGGUAUGGACAAAUAUAAUGCAUGUUUUAUGGGUUUAUGUCCCAUGAGCUGAGGAUGAUAUUGGUCAUCAUCUCUAGCUUGUUGUACAUAUUAUGGUAUAUAUUGGUCUAUGAAUGAAGCUUUUAAUGUAGU
Messenger RNA from Cuscuta campestris, 828 nucleotides. NCBI's taxonomy places the organism in Eukaryota, Viridiplantae, Streptophyta, Magnoliopsida, Solanales, Convolvulaceae. The record is from the annotation of a GenBank genome assembly.